CAAAGUCGAGCGGCCGUAUUUGUCAUCCCCCCACAGUGUGAAAUUAACAUGCACACACAGUCGAAAAUAUCAAACUUUUUUACUUAUACUUAUAUAUACGUUACCACAGUACAAUUCAAUUGAUGAAACUGCUCUAGGUACCUAUAUUGGCGAAUGACACUAUAUUAGCUAAUCAUGGCUGUUAGCUAGCUCUAAUGACCGGCAUAUCCCUCUAGCUCGGUAUUUAAUUUGCCAGCGAGCUAAAUAUCGUGACGACAACAAAUCGUGGUGAGUUAGCUGACCACAGAGUACACCUGCAGGCAAACAUUAGCCAGCGUUUUUUAAUAUAACGCUUCGUUCACGUUAAGUUUCUUGUAGGAGAAAACACUUCCUGCUAACUACUCCACAUAAGACCGCAGACUCGGCGCGGAGAGAUGACGUAAAAUUUAAAUUCUGCUGAGCUGCUGCAAGAUCCCCUUCCUUAGCAGACUAAAAGGUUUCAGAAGAGAAAAACAAGGGGCGCAACCAGUGGUAACACAGACAGGACAGUCUGUGUAACUCUCAUAUUGGGGGUAAUGAGGAAUUGUUAUCUUUAACCGACAGUGCAGCUAUCAUGCACCCCUUGAGAGACGCCCAGCUGGGAGCCUUCACCUUUUUCGCAUCGGCUCUUCCACAUGAUGUGUGCGGAAGCAACGGGCUCCCUCUGACCCCUAAUUCCAUAAAGAUCCUGGGACGCUUUCAAAUACUGAAGACAAUCACGCAUCCUAGACUCUGCCAGUAUGUGGACAUCUCUAGAGGAAAGCAUGAAAGGCUUGUGGUUGUUGCUGAACAUUAUGAAAGAAGCUUGCAAGACUUUCUGAAAGAAGGCAAUCCAGUCAGCCUGGAGAAGGUGCUGCAGAUUGCAUAUGAGACACUGGAAGGACUGGAGUUCAUGAACAAACAUGGGAUGGUGCACAGAGCUCUUGCCCCUCAUAAUAUCCUCAUGGACUGUAAGGGAAAGGUGAAACUGGCCAAGUUUGGCCUGUAUCACAUGACUGACCAUGGAGCAGACGUGGACUUCCCUAUUGGGUACCCCUCCUAUCUGGCCCCAGAGGUCAUCGCCCAGGGCUCCUUCCACCCCACCGAUCCCUCGCACAGGGUGACCCCUCUGCCUUCAGGCCCGAAGACAGAUGUGUGGUCCCUAGGGCUCCUACUUUUCGAGCUCUGUGUGGGGAGACGCCUACUUCAGAGUAUUGAUAUAAGUGAGCGACUAAAGUUCAUAUUGACUUUAGGGUGCAUGGAUGACAUCAUCACAGUCCUUGCAGAGGAGCAUGGGUGUUUAGAGAGGGUAAAGGAGCUGCCUGAAAAUGUUUUAGCUUUAUUAAGGAAAUGCCUGACAUUUCAUCCAUCUAAAAGGCCCACCCCAGCAGAGCUUCUGCGGGACCCUGUGUUCGAGGGGGUCUCCUGCCUCUACACACCCUACCAGAAGCCCGUGGGGCUGUUCUCCUCCUCGCUGCGCUGCGCUCAGCUGGAGUUGCCCGAUGACAUCAGCGAGCUCUGCAAAGCUGACGGAGAUGACUACCUGUCGGAGAGGUCGAUCGAUGAGGUGUAUUACCUGUGGUGUCUGGCUGGGGGAGACCUGGAGAAAGAGCUCACCAAUAAGGGGAUUAUCCAGUCCAAGCCUCCGGUCUGCACUCUUCCCAAUUUUCUCUUGGAGGACGGCGAGUCGUUCGGACAAGGCCGGGACAGGAGCUUCCUUCUGGACGACACGACUGUCACAUUGUCUCUGUGCCAGCUCAAAAAUAGGCUGAAGGACGUUGCGGGAGAAGUGUACUACCCACUACUGGAGGACGAGCAGUCCAGUCUGCCCCACUCCAACAGCAGCAACGAGCUCUCUGCAGCUGUCACACUGCCCCUCAUCAUCAGGGAGAGGGACACGGAGUACCAGCUCCUGCGUAUCGUCCUGUUCGACAGGCUCCUGCAGGCGUACCCGUACAAAAAGAACCAGGUUUGGAGGGAGGCCCGAGUGGACAUUCCCCCACUGCUGAGAGGCCUGGCGUGGGCAGCCUUGCUGGGAGUAGAGGGAGACAUCCAAGCUAAGUAUGAUGCCAUAGACAAGGACACGCCAAUCCCUACGGACAGACAGAUUGAGGUGGACAUCCCCAGGUGUCACCAGUAUGACGAGCUGCUGUCCUCCCCACAAGGACACGUCAAAUUCCGCCGGGUGCUGAAGGCUUGGGUGGUGUCCCACCCCGACCUGGUCUACUGGCAGGGUCUGGACUCCCUUUGUGCACCUUUCCUGUACCUGAAUUUCAAUAACGAAGCCCUGGCCUACGCCUGCAUGUCCGCCUUCAUCCCCAAAUACCUGUACAACUUCUUCCUGAAGGACAACUCUCACGUCAUUCAAGAGUACCUGACUGUGUUUUCCCAGAUGAUAGCCUUCCAUGACCCUGAGCUCAGCAACCACCUCAAUGAGAUUGGGUUCAUCCCAGACCUCUAUGCUAUUCCAUGGUUCCUAACAAUGUUCACACACGUGUUCCCUCUCCACAAGAUCUUCCACCUGUGGGACACGCUCCUCCUGGGGAACUCGUCCUUCCCCUUCUGCAUCGGCGUGGCCAUCCUCCAGCAGCUACGCGACCGGCUGCUGGCCAACGGCUUCAACGAGUGCAUCCUGCUCUUCUCAGACCUGCCGGAGAUUGACAUUGAACGGUGCGUUCGAGAGUCCAUAAACCUCUUUUGCUGGACGCCCAAGAGUGCUACAUACAGGCAGCAUGCUCAGCCGCCGAGGGCUCCCGGGGACAACAACGGCUUCAGCAAGACAUCCUCCUACUUCUCCUCAGACUACCAGGACCUGCCCAAGACCGACCUGUCCCGGGAGCCCCUGAAGCUGAGUGAGCUGAAGGCCGAGGUGUCGCCACGCAUCUCGGCUGAGGACCUCAUCGACCUGUGCGAGCUCACCUGCUCCGGCCACUUCAAAACCCCCACCAAGAGGACCAAGUCCAGCAAGCCCAAGAUCCUGGCCCUGGACAUCCGCAGUAGCGAGGAUUUUAAUCGCGGUCACAUAUCGGGGAGUGUCAACAUCCCGUACAGCACAGCGUUCGGUCCGGACGGAGAGCUGGUCCCGUGUGCCGCCACCAGCACCCUGCAGAGUUUCAAAGGAAGAGUCAUAGUGGUCAUCAGCCACGCCGUGAAGACUGCCGCCAUGUUUACAGCCCACCUAGUGAAAGCCAACUACCCACGAGUAUGCAUCCUGGAUGGUGGUAUCAACAAGAUGAAGCCCACGGGCCUGCUGACUGUCCCCUCCCCACAGAUCUGAGUGCAGAGCCACAGGAUAAGGCCAGUGGGAUUGCUGACUGUUCCCUCCCCACAGAUCUGAUCUGAGACCAGUCAGGCCCAGCUCAUUUCUUAUUCAUUUCUCAAUGGGAAUAACAGGAACAUACAUUAAGUCCAACAGCCACUCUGGCUUUCCUGAAGACCAGCUGUCAGGGGAAAAUAUAAUGACUUGUCUUACUCUUAUUUUUUUAAAUCUUAUUUUUAAUUUUAAAACUUGAUUUCACAAUGUACUGCAGCAGUAUCUUAUAUUUUUAUUUUGUCUUCUAUGUACAGAAAGAGAUUUUCUGUGAUUUUUUUUUUAUCAUUUAAGGCAAAUUUCCAAUGUUUAUCCUGUUUGGCAAGAGAUGAAUACCUUUGCUUUUCAGUACCUUUUCACAGAUAGGGAUAUCUGCUGAUUGGGUGACCUUCACUGACCUCGCUCCUUUUUUGUUGACCGAAAUGUUCACACAGGACAAAUUUAAUGCGUGUUGUUGAAUAAAUCAUGUUCAAAGCUCCUGUUACUUGACAAAUGUGUGUACGUUAAGGAGCCACGUAAUCUCUGUAAUGUGUACAUCUGGCAUUUAUUGUAGAUAGCAGAGCAGGUAGGAAGUAUAAAUGGUAAUGACUACAAUGUACAUGGCACUUCUCUCCAUAGAAAAAUGUUACACUCACGGCUGUUUUACAUCGGGCAUUUUUACUCUGUGAACUUCAAUUACUGUGGCUGUUUUUUUUGCUGUGUUGACUUUUUCCUUUGCUGUUUUGCAAGAUCCCAGCAUUCACAAGAGUGCACUUACAUCUGAAGACUAACUUUGCUAAGGACAGCUAUGGCCAGUUACUGGUUUUCCAGAAUAAAAGCAG
This is a messenger RNA of Megalops cyprinoides (Indo-Pacific tarpon), 4128 nucleotides long. RefSeq names its product TBC1 domain containing kinase (gene tbck). The record is from RefSeq and is a predicted model, not a curated record. Gene Ontology annotation, biological process: protein phosphorylation. Gene Ontology annotation, molecular function: protein kinase activity; ATP binding. The transcript has 26 exons. Bases 593 to 3274 code for a protein of 893 amino acids. NCBI's taxonomy places the organism in Eukaryota, Metazoa, Chordata, Actinopteri, Elopiformes, Megalopidae.